AUGGCAACCGACGUGGUAUUCGAUACCUCAAUGGGUUCUUUCACUGUUGAGCUCUACAACUCCCAUGCGCCCAAGACCUGCAAGAACUUUGCCACUCUCGCGCAGCGUGGCUACUACAACAAUGUGAUCUUCCACCGCAUUAUUCCCAACUUUAUGAUUCAAACGGGCGACCCAACGGGCACUGGCCGAGGCGGAAGUUCGAUCUACGGCGAGAAAUUCGAGGAUGAGAUUCGCGACGAUCUAAAGCACACGGGCGCUGGGGUAUUGAGCAUGGCAAAUAGCGGUCCCAACACAAAUGGCAGCCAAUUUUUUAUCACCCUGGCUCCAACGCCCUGGCUGGACGGAAAACACACAAUUUUUGGUCGUGUCAAAAGCGGCAUGAGAGUCAUCCAGCGCAUGGGACUAGUCAAGACUCGGGGCGAAGACCGACCAGUCGAUGAGGUGAAAAUCAUUCGCGCAAGGGUUGUGGAGGGUGAAGAGUGA
Penicillium chermesinum is the source of this 483-nucleotide messenger RNA. RefSeq names its product putative peptidyl prolyl cis-trans isomerase (CypC) (gene cyp1). NCBI's taxonomy places the organism in Eukaryota, Fungi, Ascomycota, Eurotiomycetes, Eurotiales, Aspergillaceae. Gene Ontology annotation, molecular function: peptidyl-prolyl cis-trans isomerase activity. The transcript is spliced from 3 exons. Gene Ontology annotation, biological process: protein peptidyl-prolyl isomerization; protein folding. Gene Ontology annotation, cellular component: catalytic step 2 spliceosome. The record is from RefSeq and is a predicted model, not a curated record. The coding region runs from base 1 to 483 and encodes 160 amino acids.